Messenger RNA from Entelurus aequoreus (snake pipefish), 5067 nucleotides. RefSeq names its product solute carrier family 12 member 5b (gene slc12a5b). Gene Ontology annotation, molecular function: potassium:chloride symporter activity. The coding region runs from base 245 to 3568 and encodes 1107 amino acids. The record is from RefSeq and is a predicted model, not a curated record. The transcript is spliced from 26 exons. Gene Ontology annotation, cellular component: membrane. Lineage: Eukaryota; Metazoa; Chordata; Actinopteri; Syngnathiformes; Syngnathidae. Gene Ontology annotation, biological process: chemical synaptic transmission; cell volume homeostasis; potassium ion homeostasis.
AGGAAGAGAGAGAUAAUACCUUCUGAAUACAUGAUGAACGUAUUUGUUGGGCUUAAACUGACUUGGGGGCGAGCGGUGCACAGAAACAGGGAGAGUGCAUGUGUCAUCAAGCUGGCCAUCGCCAAUUCUCCCUUACUGCCACCUGAAGUCUAUCAAUUGUUCUCCUGAAGAGCAUCGCACAAACAACAGAGGAUACAUAGCCUUUCUCUAAUACUAAGAGGUGUGAGUUUGAGGAGGCGAGAGGAUGCUCAACAACAUGACAACAGACUGCGAGGAGGGAGAGGGGAGCCCCAACAAUCAGGGUGAUAGGAACCCUAAAGAGAGCAGUCCUUUCAUCAACAGUACUGCCACCAGUGAUGUGGAGAAGAGCCAGCAGUAUGACGGCAAGAAUAUGGCUCUGUUUGAAGAGGAGAUGGACACCAGUCCAAUGGUGUCCUCCUUGCUCAGCAGUCUAGCCAACUACUCCAACUUGCCAACAGGCAGCAAAGAACAUGAGGAGGCUGAGAAUAACGAGGAGGGUGCACGUCCAUCUAAAAAACCUAUCCAGGCACCACAACUUGGAACUCUGAUGGGUGUUUACUUGCCAUGUAUUCAAAAUAUUUUUGGUGUGAUCCUCUUCCUGCGAAUGACUUGGAUGGUUGGCAUUGGAGGCGUGCUCGGUUCCUUCAUAAUUGUCUUCAUGUGUUGCUCCACAACCAUGCUCACAGCCAUUUCUAUGAGUGCCAUUGCAACAAACGGAGUAGUUCCGGCUGGAGGUUCCUACUACAUGAUCUCUCGCUCUCUUGGGCCUGAAUUUGGUGGCGCUGUUGGGAUUUGCUUUUACUUGGGCACCACUUUUGCUGGUGCCAUGUACAUCCUGGGGUGCAUUGAAAUCCUGCUGAUUUAUAUUGUUCCUCAGGCAGCCAUCUUCAAGAUCGAGGGCUUAGAAGGACUGGAGGCAGAGGUUGCCCUUCUAAAUAAUAUGCGGGUGUACGGCACCAUUGUUCUGAGCUUCAUGGCUCUGGUGGUGUUUGUUGGGGUGAAAUAUGUCAACAAGCUGGCACUGGUCUUUCUAGCCUGUGUCAUCCUCUCCAUUCUAGCUGUCUAUGCAGGAGUCAUUAAAACCGCUAUUGACUCACCUGUCUUCCCGGUUUGCCUCUUGGGAAAUCGCACUCUUGUCUCCAAAGGCUAUGACGUCUGCGCAAAGGUCGUUGAAAUAGACAACGACACAGUAACCACCAAACUAUGGCGCUCAUUCUGUGAUUCUGAGUACCUCAACGCGACCUGUGACGAAUACUUCAUCAACAACGAUGUCACUGAGAUACAGGGCAUUCCUGGGGUUACGAGUGGGAUCCUGGCAGAAAACCUGUUUGGAAAUUAUCUGGAAAAGGGGGUAAUUGUGGAGAAGAGAGGACUUGCAUCACAAGUAGAUCCAGACACUUCUCCUACCAGCACCAACCGAUUUGUGCUUGCUGACAUUACCAGCUUCUUCACACUGCUCGUGGGGAUAUACUUCCCAUCCGUCACAGGUAUCAUGGCAGGUUCAAACCGAUCUGGAGACCUGCGUGAUGCUCAGAAGUCCAUCCCUAUUGGCACCAUUGCAGCCAUCACCACCACAUCUAUUGUGUAUAUGUCCUGUGUGGUGCUUUUUGGUGCCUGUAUAGAGGGUGUUGUCCUAAGAGACAAGUUUGGUGAAGGUGUCAAUGGUAAUUUGGUGAUUGGGACCCUGGCAUGGCCCUCUCCAUGGGUCAUUGUAGUUGGCUCAUUCUUUUCCACCUGUGGAGCAGGACUUCAAAGUCUGACUGGAGCGCCACGUCUCCUACAAGCUAUCUCAAGGGAUGGUAUCAUACCAUUUCUUCGAGUGUUUGGACAUGGUAAAGCCAAUGGAGAACCUACCUGGGCCCUUCUGCUCACGGCUGGAAUUUGUGAAAUUGGCAUCAUUAUCGCCUCUUUGGAUGCAGUGGCACCAAUCCUUUCCAUGUUCUUCUUGAUGUGCUAUAUGUUUGUUAACCUUGCCUGUGCUUUGCAAACUUUACUGAGGACACCAAACUGGAGGCCUCGAUUUAAGUUCUACCAUUGGGCUCUAUCAUUUCUGGGUAUGAGUUUGUGCCUCUCACUUAUGUUCAUCUGUUCCUGGUACUAUGCCAUUGUUGCCAUGGGAAUCGCCACAUGCAUCUAUAAGUACAUUGAAUUCUGUGGAGCUGAGAAGGAGUGGGGUGAUGGAAUACGCGGCAUCUCUCUCAGCGCGGCUCGAUUUGCCCUCAUGAGGAUAGAGGAGGGGCCACCACACACAAAGAACUGGAGGCCUCAGAUUCUGGUUCUGGUCAGUAUGGAUGGGGAGCAGAAUGUAGAACAGCCUCGUCUGCUUUCUCUAACCAAUCAGAUGAAAGCAGGGAAGGGCCUUACCAUUGUUGGCACCUCCGUUCAAGGAAAGUUUCUGGACAAUUACACUGAAGCCCAAAGAGCAGACCAGUCUUUGAGAAAAUUGAUGGAGACAGAGAAGGUUAAGGGAUUCUCCCAAGUGGUCAUAUCCUCCAAUUUGAGAGACGGGACAUCCCACUUGAUCCAGGUUGGAGGACUGGGAGGUUUGAAGCACAACACUGUGAUGGUCAGCUGGCCACGUAACUGGAAACAGCCUGAGUACCACCAACAGUUUAGAGACUUUAUUGAAGUGGUAAGAGAGACCACAGUGGCCAGUUUGGCUCUGUUGGUUCCUAAGAACAUCUCUAGCUAUCCAUCCAAUGGAGAGCGCUUCACAGAAGGACACAUAGAUGUGUGGUGGGUUGUCCACGAUGGAGGCAUGCUGAUGCUACUGCCCUUCCUGCUGCGUCAGCAUAAGGUGUGGAGGAAAUGCAAGAUGCGCAUUUUUACUGUGGCUCAGAUGGACGACAAUAGUAUCCAAAUGAAAAAGGAUGUCAUUACGUUCCUUUAUCACCUGCGCAUUGAUGCAGAGGUGGAAGUGGUGGAGAUGUAUGACAGUGACAUAUCAGCCUACACCUAUGAAAAGACACUAGUAAUGGAACAGCGCUCACAGAUCCUCAAGCAAAUGCAUUUGACCAAGAAUGAGAUGGAGCGAGAGAUCCAGAGCAUAACAGAUUCCUCCCGCGGGUCCAUCCGGCGUAAAAAAACCUCUGCUCCACGCUCCCAGCCCAGUAUCGAGGAAGGAGGCAGAAUGACUGAACAACCAGAAGAAGAGGUCCAGCUUAUUCACAGUAAGAACACCUCCUCACCUGCUAGCCCCACCAGCCUCACAGCCCCUGCAGGGGGCGGAGCCACCUGGACAGACAGCAAGGGAGCAGACAAGGGGAAGAACAUGGAUGGAGGAAAAGACCUCUUCAGCAUGAAGCCGGAGUGGGAAAACUUGAACCAGAUAGAUGUGAGGCGCAUGCACACGGCCUUGCGGCUCAAUGAGGUCAUCACAAAGAAGUCCAAAGAGGCGAAGCUUGUCCUGCUCAACAUGCCAGGUCCCCCAAAAAAUCGUGUGGGAGAAGAAAACUACAUGGAGUUCCUUGAGGUGCUCACAGAGGGCCUCAAUCGGGUUCUUCUGGUCCGGGGAGGUGGUCGUGAGGUCAUUACCAUCUACUCCUGAACAUCCUGAAAUCUGAUGUUUUACUGUGAGGCUCUUCCUGGCUGCAAAACCACUUUUAAACUUCCUUUCUACUGUUCUAGUUAUGUUAAAUGUUUUUUUUUGGUCUUUUUCUGAUACAUGUUGCCUAUUGUACCCAAUAUUUAUUCAUCUUGUGUGUUGUUUGUUUUAUGUCUUUAAUGGUUUUUAUCAAAGCACGCUUAUUAGCUGAAUGAUGAUGGUACAGUGAAAGUGGUGUCAUGUUAGAUGAAAGUUUAUUGUUUAUUGAGUUUCUCAAUUAUAAAUACUACAUUCCUAACCUCAUAGAGUGGUGAAUAAUCAUACACACUAAACAUUGCUGGGUUAUUUUUCAUAUUUAUGGGUUAUUUCUAAAAAUGUGGGUAGUUUUUGUGACCCAACAGUAACCCAGCUGGUCGUUUUCUUUGUUUUGACACACCCAUUAAAUAUAUCCAUCCAUCCAUGUUCUACCGCUUGUCCCUUUCGUGUGUGAAUGUGAGUGUGAAUGUUGUCUGUCUAUCUGUGUUGGCCCUGCGAUGAGUUGGCGACUUGUUCAGGGUGUACCCUGCCUAUCGCCCGAAUGCAGCUGAGAUAGGCUCCAGCGAUCCCCUGCGACCCCAUUAAAUAUAUAACCAAUUUACUUAGUAGAAUUAACCCAGCAUUGCAGUUAAAAUUUACCCAGAAUUUGGGCUGAAUAUAUAACCCAUCUAGCUGGGUUAAAUAAGAAACCCAUCUUGCUGAGUUAAAUUAAAACCGCAUUGCUUUGGUCCAAUAGUUACCCAGCAUAUUUUAGAAUGUAGUCAUAAAACAAUAUGCCCAUCAAAUACAUUCAAGUGUUGAUAUGAUGAUUUUAAGAUCACAUCAAUGACUAUCUAAUUCUGAGAAGAGCUGCACAAUCACUGUUUUAUGGCCCACAGCUCGUUUUUGUUUGGCCCUCGACAUGUUCUAAACAUUUUAUGAAUUCAUUAUUAAAGAGGUGUAUUAGAUAUAACACUGAGAUCUGUUUGCUUUGUCACUUAUAACACAAAAUCUACGGUAACACUAUUUUUUUAACUAAUUUGUACUGAUGUACAGUACAUAGAAUUGGUUUGAGCACUUUUAAUGUACAAAGUAUCAGAGUGUUCUCAUUUUUCAGUAUGCGGCGCUCUGUGAAAAAGUUUGAACACCCCUGGCUUAAGGUAUUGCCAAAUAUACAAAAAUUUAAUAUUUAAGUCUAAUUUAUAUACUAAAUUUAAAAAGUGUAUAUAGCCGCACUGCAGUAUUCCUUACAUCAAUUGUUGUUGUUGAAAACAAUUCUGGUUUUAUUUCCAAGUGUAAAAAUCUAUUAUUCUCUUCCCAUACACACAAUUGAAGGUUCAUACUGUAUUUCACCAUCAUACCAUGGUAUGUGUGCGUGCGUGCGUGUAUCGAAGAGAGAGACUUGAUUAAAUAUGUAAUUUUGGAUUUAGAAUGACCAUUUGAACCGUGAAUGUGUUUCAAUAAAGAUUUUGUAUAGGUAAAAUGUA